GUUUGUUAAUUGGCAAAAUUGCCUGAAGUGGGGAAUUGAAAAAAAUAUUUUAGCAUGAAACUACACGUACAUUUAGUUAUCAGUCUUUUGACAUAAAUCUUAGGACUCUUCUUUGAGAUUCACACAGUCAUUCUUGAAUAAGUCACAUAUAUAGUAGCAGUAAUAGUAUUAAUAAUAGUUGAGCACUUACUAUGUGUCAGGCGUUUUUAAUACUCCCAGUACCUCUUUCAGGUAGAAAUUGUUAUCAUCCCCAUUUUACACAUGAGGUUAAGAAACUUGCCUAAGAUGACAGUCAAUAAAUGGUAAGAUAUGGUUAAAAUACAUGUUGUCUGGCUCUCAAGUUUACACUCUUAACCAGCAGAGCAUCAUCUUUAAUUUCCAUUUCUCGGUGUCCUUAGAGAAGGGCUUUUAGGAAACUAAAGACAAUUGUGAAGUAAUCUAAGUAAAGAAUGCUUCCAGAUUUUGUGAUUUUUGUCAGAACUUUUAGUUGUCUCCCCCAUACAUCCUUUAAUAGCAAUUUUUAUUAGCUAUUCAAUUGCAUUACAUCCUUCCUGAGUUUUUUAAUGAAAACAACAGUUUUCCAGUUUAUAUUUUAUCAGUUUAUGAAAUACUGAGUCAAAUUAUGCAAUUCAAAGUGUACAUGUAGAAGUAUAACAUUUGGGACCAAAUUACGGAUAUAUCUGAUUAUUGGAAUAAAUCGGUUUGGGAAGGAACAUUGCUGUUCUUCGACAACCGAACUUGUGGGAUCACAAAUGGAUCACAAAUACGCAUGCGCAGCUUUUGCGUCAUUACGUCCCGCCCUGCAGUCGCUCCCUCAGAGGGCUGUCACCGAAUGAUCGCGCCUCAUCGUUCGCUGACAGUGCGGCAACCACCAUGGAGUCGCCCUCGCUCCGGGUGGCAGUGGUGUGCUCAAGUAACCAGAACCGCAGCAUGGAGGCACACUACAGCCUCAGCAAACGAGGUUUUAACGUCCGUUCCUUUGGCACAGGAACCCACGUGAAGCUUACUGGACCAUCACCCAACAAGCCAAACAUUUAUGAUUUCAAAACUACAUAUGAGAAGAUGUACAACGAUCUCCUUAAAAAAGAUCGAGAUCUCUACACACAUAAUGGCAUCUUACAUCUGCUGGAUAGAAACAGGAGAAUCAAGCCCAGGCCAGAAAGGUUCCAGGACUGCAGAGAUCAGUUUGACCUGAUCUUCACCUGUGAAGAGAAAGUAUAUGACCGAGUUGUGGAAGAUAUGUAUUCUAGAGAGCAAGAGACCUGCCAGCCAGUGCAUGUGAUCAACAUAGACAUCAAGGACAACGCAGAAGACGCCACCCUGGGGGCAUUCCUCAUCUGCGAGAUGUGCCAGUGCUUCCUGUACACAGACGAUAUGGAGAAUGACAUGGAUUUGCUGCUGCAGGACUUCGAGAGGAGGAAAAGCCGGUCCUUCCUCCACACUGUCUGCUUCUACUGAAGGUAUUCUGCCGGUGGAUGAAAGCAGUAACCAAUCAACUGUACGAGUGAAAUGAGAAGAUACACGUAGCUGCCGGAUCAAGGACCAUCAACUUUUUCCUAUCCCACUUUUACUUUUUGUGUUAUGUUACUUAUG
Manis pentadactyla (Chinese pangolin) is the source of this 1593-nucleotide messenger RNA. Its product is annotated as RNA polymerase II subunit A C-terminal domain phosphatase SSU72-like. Gene Ontology annotation, cellular component: mRNA cleavage and polyadenylation specificity factor complex; nucleus. Gene Ontology annotation, biological process: termination of RNA polymerase II transcription. The record is from RefSeq and is a predicted model, not a curated record. Gene Ontology annotation, molecular function: RNA polymerase II CTD heptapeptide repeat phosphatase activity. Bases 874 to 1458 code for a protein of 194 amino acids. NCBI's taxonomy places the organism in Eukaryota, Metazoa, Chordata, Mammalia, Pholidota, Manidae. The transcript has 2 exons.